Molecule: messenger RNA, 3380 nt
Organism: Mercenaria mercenaria
Lineage: Eukaryota; Metazoa; Mollusca; Bivalvia; Venerida; Veneridae
Exons: 1
Coding region: 1301-2056 (251 amino acids)
Source: RefSeq, a predicted model, not a curated record
GAAAUGUAAAUAUUAUAUAACGGGGAAUCUUAAAAUGGAAUAAAUAAAGGUUGAUUGAAAAUUUUUCAAUUAGUUUUACAAAUGUUGACAUACGAACUUGUGCCCUACAUUAAUCAGAAAGGUGUGUCGCAUGCAAACAGUAGUGAUUUUAUCUUUGAGUGGGGUAAUUAAAAACAAAUCGGCUGUCGUUUAAAAUUGUUUUGAAAACUGCAUACUACCAUAUAUAAUGAAUAAAAUCUACAAACUGAAGCUAUUUCUUCCGGAAGAGCAUGCUAUGUUUCUGAAUGCCAAUAUAUCUAAGAUUUAAUUUUUCUUUAUUUUUGAUGAAAUAACUAUAAUUCAAUGACAUUAUUUACACAUGUUAUAAGAAGAUCUAUUAUAAGUUGUAAAAGACAGAAUUCUUGUCAACUGAAUGUUAUAUAAUAUCAAAUUUAUCUUUAUACAUAUGGAAACAUCUGGCGAAUAUUUUAUAUAGCUACAAGGUGCAACGAAGAAAAACUCUGUGGUCGGGCAUGGAUAAACGAAAAUGUGAUACAUAAGUGAUAACUGGUGUUGUCGUGAAAAGAAAUGUGACAGAAUAACAACAGAAAUGUGUAUAUAACGGCGUUGUCAAUUGGACGUGUUAAUGCUAUUUCUUUAGACUGAUUAUGGGAAACAUUUAGAAAUUAAUAAUAAGUAACAUCAUAAGAGGAUUUUGUCAGGACAGAAUUGGUUUUAACGUCAAACAGAAUGACGAAUUAUGGAUUAUAUCUUAUUGACGUAUUGGAAUCUAUAACAUAUAGGGGAAAAUCACAUUUGUUCUAGAACUAAUAAACAUAGAAGAAUGCAUUUAAUGUAAAUGCGAUUUUAGAAAGAAAAAUGAAGCGCAUCACUUUUCUCGUGCGUUUAUUAUAAGGCAAUUGAUGUAUUUUGAAAUCCAGUGUAGGUGAACCGUUAAGCCACCUGUAAAUAGGAUAAAAUGAAUCGCAAUAUGUAAGCUACAUAAUUUACAAUUCUAAAUGCAUGAACUGACGUUGCACUCUUGGAUAUUAAAGAAUUUUCUUUAAUGAUACUGAACCGUGGUUAUUUUGAUACAAAAGGAGCUGUAGUUCAACGUAACGAUCGAUGAGACACUAUAAAGCGGAUAAACACUGAUAAAGUUGUAAUAAAAAUAUGAUAUCAACAGAUCUCCCUCAGAGUGAAACGUAUUGAUAAAAGAAAUAGAUCGUGGUAAUUUAUGGACAUCUAUAUUUAUAUUUCAAACAGAAGAAUGUUGACUUAAAACGUUGAUGUUGUCCUGGAUUUAUAAAAAAGGAAUGAUAUGGCUUCAGAAAAUGACAGUAAUAAUAGUGAGAAAAUGCAUGAAAACGUGACAACUGGUGUUCAAAGAAGAAAAUGUUUAAAAAGGAAAGAAACAGCCAGAAGGAAUUUGAUAGAUUCUAUUCACACAAGACAUGGGAAUGCGAUGCACUGUGUCACGUGUUUGUCAAGUGAACGAAUGAAACCGGAUGUUAAAUUUCCAAGAGUAAAUUCAAGGGAAACAUCUGUAAGCAGUACGGAAUAUUCACACAUUCGCACUUACAGUGAAAGUAAAAAUUCGCAAUUUAGAACUGUAAUAAGUCCGAAUUCUUAUAUAGAAAUUGCGGACGAGAGCGGACGUACGGACAGUGUAUCCAGGAAUGGUAUAUAUGGAUAUACGCGUAAAUCUGACAGUCAGCAUAUCAGUCUUCCAGAAAUCAUAAUGGAAUUUAAUCUAGAAACAAACAUGGCUAUCAGUAAUAAUGGUUUCCGUAUGACGUCACCAUCAACGGACUUAUACGGUGAUGAACGAGAGAUCGGUGCACCAUACGAAGCGUUCUUAAACAGGACCAAACAUAAUAAAUUCAACCCAUGUUGGUCCCGCUAUCGACCAGUUACUCCAGGGCUUUUAGAAUCUCUGAACAAAAUGAAGGUGCCAUCAAAAGUUAAAACUGAGCAAUGGGUCAAGUCGUCCCAAUGCACUCGGAAAUCCUUGCAAGGUCACGUGUAUAGAACGGAAAAUAUUGACAACAGUACAAAUUGGAUUUACGAUGAUUAGAUUAAAAUAUACAUAAACAUGGAUGUUGAAGGGAAAGUAAAACUUUUGGGAAAGCCGAAUAAUAUGGAAAUUGAUAUCUUCUAAACACAACAUUCGCCUUCAGUAUCCAAAGAGCGCUUUUAAAAAUAUUUUUAAAACUGUUUUGUAUAAAAAAAAAACUUUUGUUUAAAUCCUGAAAUCGCGUCGAAAGUCUCCUUUUUAUUAACAUUCAGAUCUCGUAAACACAGUAGGCCCUUACUUAUAGAUUCUAAUUGAUAAAUGAAGGUACUUCAUAAUUUCAAAAAAAAGGAAUACAUACAUAUGGAUACUUACCAUUUUAAUCUGUGAGUGGUAUAUGGUGUUCAAAAGUAGGCCUAUUAUUUUGGCAAGUCUUUUAAGUGAUGAUAGACUAAAGACUUUCCUUAACAAGAAUGGUAGAAAUGAAUUGUUCAAAACGGGUGCUUAUAUAGACUAGCUAAAUCUACCAUUAUUAUCAUCAGAUUUUAAGAAAGAUGGUGUGUUCAAUAAACAAUUUUAUAUGUAGUAAUGUAAAAAAUAAUAUACACUAACAGUGAUUCGUCGUUGAAUAAAAUUAUUGUUCGAUGUUCAGAUGCAAAGGAAUUAGAAUCUAUAUCACAAGGGCGCAGCCCGAGUGACAUAAUAAUGAGCAUCUGAAAGACAACCCGUGAUUUUAUUCAGUUUGAUACAUAUGUUUCGAUUCUAUCACGUUAUCAAUGAUUGUUGCCUACAUUUUUUGAAGAUAGACCCUAUGCAUAAAUUAUUUGCCAGUUUUGUGUGAUUUUCUUUUCUGGAACCAAUGUGCGAGUAUCAUGUUCGACCCUAUGACGUAAUAAUUGUGACGUACAAACUACACGUGUUGCAAAAUAGCACACAUGUUCUAUCUUCUUUGUUUAAUUAAUGUUAUUUACGAAAUAAGUCGGCUCGUGUUAGAAAAGAAAUUCGAACUGUAGAGCUACAUCUAUUUUAUCUAUAUUUUUUCAUUAUAGUAAAAAUCUUUGAUCGAACAUAUUGUAAACUUGUUCACUGUUAUAUGUGUCCGGAACGUUUUUAACAAAUCUAUUUUGAUCGUAAAAUUGCAAAUCAUAGCAGCUUGUAAUAAAUACCCGCUCGGUUAUACGAAACUAUGCAAACAAGAGCAGCCAAUCGAGCCUUGUUACCUCAGAAAUGGCCAACCUUAGGGUCGGUAGAUUUCAGGUACUUGAAUGCAUUUAGUGCAUAUGUUCGUAUCGGAGGACACUUGAAUCAGUUCAGCUUUAUAACACUGUUAUUUAAAGCAUUGUAUAUUAUAAUUCUUAUAAUUAAAUACAUGCAGUAUAUACUCACA